Messenger RNA from Anopheles arabiensis, 1491 nucleotides. RefSeq names its product adenylate cyclase, terminal-differentiation specific-like. NCBI's taxonomy places the organism in Eukaryota, Metazoa, Arthropoda, Insecta, Diptera, Culicidae. Bases 502 to 1491 code for a protein of 329 amino acids. The record is from RefSeq and is a predicted model, not a curated record. The transcript is spliced from 2 exons.
UAACUAACAACGGAAACUCGAAGCAGCGCCCGUUUAGCAGCCUGCCGUAUCGCAUCCGGCCCAACAAACUCCUCCUCCCCUCCAAUCUGGUUCCAAUGUGUGGAACGCAUCGAAAACAAAAAACAAGAUGGCGCCUUAGUGUAAACCACGCGCACCGGAUCACUGGAAGCGUUACUCCUGCGCGUCCACUUAUCUCAUCCAAGCCGACAGUUGUACAUUCUUCGAAUUGAAACCGAAAACAGCAGCCACAGACGCGCGGACACUGCCAACACUAAGAGCGAAAAGAAGAAGAAGAAGACUAUAAGAAGAUGAAAAAAGCCGAACCGUUCUGCUCUUCUUCCUGCCUCGUCACAUAACUCCAUCCCCAUCCCCUGACCCCUUGCGCUCUUUCUUCACACGGCGACAUCACGUGGAUCGAACCCGGGCACACCGACGCAACCGAGAAGGCCCGACUUUAUCAGCGUUGGCCAGCAGCAGCAGCAGCUCGGUGGGAGCGGCACCAUGACCGGCAACUACUACGACUUCCCGCUCCAGCCCCAGCAGCAGCAGCAGCAGCAACUUCCACCACAGUCGAUGGCACUGCACCAGACAACAGGUCUUCCCCCCCAGCAUCCGUACCAUCAGCAGCAGCAGCAGCAGCAGCAGCAGUACCCGAUGGCAGUGCACCAUAAUGGCGGACUAGCCGGCCCGGGAGGCCAACCGUCCCAGCAGCAGCUGCAGCAGCAGCAGCAGCAGGCGCUCAGGGGCAGCAAUGCCGGACCGUCGGUCGUGUACCAUCACGGCAGCCCGCAGCGCCGGUACCUGUCCGAGGGCGAGCUCGUUCGGCAGGGGGCGGAGCUGUCGUACGCCCGCAACAACCAAACGUCGGACAACAUCCGCGAGCUGGCCGGCAGCCCGCAGCGGGGCGUCUACCUCUGGAAGGAUACGUCGCCCGGCUUCAAUCAGCCGAACGGCGGGCCCCAGCAGCAGCAGCAGCCGCCGCCCUCGGUCUAUCAGAACACGCCCAGCCCGACGGCACCGCACCAGCAGCAGCAGCAGCCCCUGCCCCAGUCCAUGGCCCCCAACGCCGGCGGCGGGCUCGGGGGCGGCUCCGGCGGCCUCGGCGCCUACCACCCAGCGCUCCGGGGCGGCGUGCCCGUCUUCCCGCCCCAGCCACCGAUGCAGCAGCAGCAGCAGCAGCCGCUUGGCCAGCAGCAGCUGAACGGGCCCGGUGCGGCCGGUGGUGCCGGUCCCCAGGCACCGUCCCCGUCGAUCAAGCGGAAAGCCACCCCGACGCGGCCGAUGUCGUUCGUGCGGGCGCUCGAAAUGACCGACUCGAUGGAGCUGGGCGGCGCACCGGCCGGGCCGGCCAACGCGAACGGUGCUAGCGCGAAUGGGCCGACCGCCAGCGUCGCUGCAGCUGCCGCCGCCGCUGCAGCCAACGCCACCAACACCUCACCGCCCGACCAGCGCGCCAGCGUGUAUGACAUGAACUACGAGAUUUCAGUGUAG